GCGAUACCAUCCGAAUUUGUGAUAUCUCAUUCGGAUUCAAGCGUGAAGAAGAAAAACCAUCGCCCAACGAGACGGUAGGGCUUCGUGCCGACGGUCCCGGCGCAUUUGGCACGGUGAUGGUCGACGACGACGGCGUUAAGCUGAACGCGUUGUUAGAGAUUACGCGGGGACUAACCGGCACGCUUUCCAUGGAUGAAGUGUUGCCGCAAGUUUUGGACGGACUUUUCCGCAUCUUCCUUCAGGCAGACCGCGGGUUCAUCAUUUUGAUGGACGAUUCCGGCAAGAUGGUUCCCCGCUGGACAAAGGCUCGGCGUGAGGGUGACGAGGAAGAAAUUCGCAUUAGCCGAACGAUCGUCAAGCACGUAAUGCAAACGCGUGAAGCGGUCCUUUCGGCGGACGCUGCUGCUGACUCGCGGUUUGAGAUGAGUCAGAGUAUUACCGACUUCAAGAUUCGUUCGAUCAUGUGUGCUCCGCUGGUGAAUGCGGAUGAUGAAGUGAUCGGCGUGAUCCAGAUUGAUACCCUCGAUCAGCGCAAGCGAUUCCAAAAAGAAGACCUGGAAGUUGCCGUCAGCGUCGGAAUGCAAGCCGCCGCGGCGAUUGAACGGGCCCAGUUGCACGAUGCGGCGAUUCGCCAGAUCUCUUUUCAGCGAGAUCUCCACGCGGCGAAUCAGGUUCAGAUUGGCUUUUUGCCCUCGGAAGAACCUAAGCUCGAGGGAUACCGCUUCUAUCACUAUUAUCUAGCAGCGAAUUCGGUCGGCGGUGACUAUUACGACUACAUUCCGCUUCCAGAUGGCGGCACGGCGAUCUUGGUUGGAGACGUGGUCGGGCACGGGAUUGCGGCUUCAUUGAUGAUGGCCAAGCUGUCGGCUGAAGCCCGGUAUUGCCUGGCAUCCAUGCCUGAUCCGCAGCAGGCAGCAUUUCACUUGAACAACAAUUUUGCCGCCGCAACACCGGCAGAUAAGUUCGUCACGUUAGCGAUUGCCAUCCUGCAUCCGCAGUCGAACGAAAUCACGCUGAUCAAUGCUGGGCAUAAUCCGCCGAUCUUGCGAAAGCCCAAUGGCGAAUGCCAGAUGAUUGCGGAAGAAGAAAUUGGGCUGCCGUUAGGCAUCAUGGAAGACAUGGAGUACGAUAUCGCCCGAUUCACGCUUCAACCCGGCGAGAUGCUCUUCAUUUACACCGAUGGGAUCAACGAAGCGAUGAAUUCGCAAGGCGAUCAGUUCGGUAUGGAUCGUAUGCUUGAGUGUGUUUCUCGCCCUACCGAUGACGUCGAGGUUUGCAGCAAAGCGAUCAUCGAUGGCUGCCGCGAAUUCAUGGGCGACAGCCCGCAGUACGACGACAUGUGCAUGGUCACCAUCCAGCGCCAAGCAUAG
Messenger RNA from Symbiodinium sp. CCMP2456, 1370 nucleotides. Lineage: Eukaryota; Dinophyceae; Suessiales; Symbiodiniaceae. The record is from the annotation of a GenBank genome assembly.